This is a messenger RNA of Helianthus annuus (common sunflower), 1854 nucleotides long. RefSeq lists its product as uncharacterized. The transcript is spliced from 4 exons. The coding region runs from base 1 to 1854 and encodes 617 amino acids. The record is from RefSeq and is a predicted model, not a curated record. Lineage: Eukaryota; Viridiplantae; Streptophyta; Magnoliopsida; Asterales; Asteraceae.
AUGGCGGACGGAGGUAAUGCGGUGCCUAGAGUCACCGAACAAAUAAGAGAAGUGAUUGCCGAGGAGGUUGGAAAGGAAAUCGAAAAUAGUUUGUCUGGUUUUAUUGAUAAGAUUCAAAACACGGUUCUAUCAAUAGUGGACGAGAGAAUCAAGAAAUUGGAAGACGACGCUAAUUUAACAAAAGAAAAGUCUGGAGGACGAAAGCCUUGUUCAUACAAGGAAUUCAUGGCAUGCAAACCGCCAGUAUAUAAUGGGGAAGUGGACCCAAUAGUAUGCCAACGGUGGCUCAGUGAUAUCGAGGGAGUAUUCGAGAGAACUCAUUGUGAUGAAAAUGACUACGUAGCCUAUGAAGUAGAGCUAGGUAAUAACAAGAGCUUUAUUGUUUAUGACGUAUGUGAAAACUGUAAAAUGAGCAUUGAUGACGAAGAAUACACAAUAGACUUGAUUCCGAUGUCGAUGGGGGAAUUCCAAGUGAUCGUGGGGAUGGAUUGGUUAUCCCGAUACCAUGCGAAGGUGGUUUGUUUCCGAAAGGAAAUUAAACUGACGACUCCUAGCGGAAAGCAAGUUACGAUAUACGGUGAAAAAGGAAGUAACCCGGUGCUAUGCUCAAUGCUAGAAGCCCAUAAACUUAUGAAACACGGAUGCAAGGCUUAUAUGGUAUACGCAAGCGAAUCAGAAAAAGAGCCCCUCAAAAUUGGAGAUGUGCCGGUGGUACGUGAUUAUGAAGAUGUGUUCCCGGAAGAACUCCCGGGAAUACCACCAGAACGGGAUGUAGAGUUCGGAAUCAAUGAAGCUGAGCAUGUGCAUCAUUUGCAAGAAGUGUUAGAGACACUCAGACGAGAAAAGCUCUAUGCAAAAUUCACAAAGUGCACCUUCUGGCUACGAGAGGUGCAGUUUCUUGGGCAUAUCAUUAGUGCGGAUGGAGUAUUAGUGGAUCCGUCAAAAGUAGAAGCUGUGUCGAAAUGGAACACUCCAAGGAAUCCUUCAGAAAUCCGAAGCUUUUUAGGGCUCGCGGGAUAUUAUUGGAGAUUCAUACAAGAUUUCUCCAAAAUUGCUUUACCUUUGACUAAAUUGACUCGUAAGGAGGAAAAGUUCGUAUGGGGUGUCGAACAGGAGGAGGCUUUCCAAACGCUCAAAGAAAAGUCAACUCAAGCUCCGGUGCUAACAUUACCGGAAGGAGUUGACGAUAUGGUGGUUUAUUCGGAUGCGUCCUACCAUGCAAGUAUUGGAAUGACACCGUUUGAAAUGCUCUACGGUAGGAAAUGCCGGACCCCGGUAUGUUGGGGUGAAGUGGGUCCACGUGAACUCGCCCGCCAAGAUAUAAUUCGAGCCACUAAUGAAAAGAUUGAUGUGGUUCGGGCACACUUGAAAGUGGCACAAGAUAGACAAAAAUCGUAUGCAGAUAAGAGGAGGAGACCGAUUGAGUUCCGGGUUGGAGACAAAGUCAUGCUUAAAGUAUCCCCAUGGAAGGGGGUUAUUCGGUUCAGAAAGAGAGGAAAGUUGAGCCCAAGAUUCAUCGGGCCGUUUUCGAUUGUUGAACGGGUAGGAAAGGUAGCUUACCGCCUUGAACUGCCGGAGGAGCUAAGCGGAAUACAUAGCACAUUUCAUGUGUCACAUCUUCGGAAAUGUCUAGCGGAUGAGACAACUUAUAUCCACUACGACGACAUUGAGGUGGAUGAUAAACUAAACUACGUGGUAAAGCCUAUUGCGAUUUUGGAUCGUAAGGUGAAAACCUUAAGAAACAAGGAGAUCAACCAAGUAAAAGUCAAGUGGGAACAUAGAAAGGGCUCGGAUACCACAUGGGAAUCCGAGGAGGAGAUGCAACGACUCUACCCCACAUUAUUUGGUACGUAA